CCCCCAACCAACCCGGUCCCGAAAGGCCUGGCAAGUAACUGGCCGGCUCAAUAGUUUCACCGGCAAUCACAAAUCUUGGCGUCGAGAAAUUUAUCAAGAGGUGCCAUUGCGGAACAUUGAUAGCGACCACCAGCAUGGGAGUCGCGAAGAGGACGCGCAAGUUUGCGCAGAUGAAACGCGUAAUUGGCCAACGAGAUGCAAGACUACAGAAGAACCAGCUCAAGGGCGAAGUAGAAGCACAAAAGAAAGCCGCCACCGAUGAACCUGUCCGAGAAAUUCCACAAGUCUCCUCCUCCCUCUUCUUCCAAGCCAACACCGCCCUCGUCCCUCCCUACUCCGUCCUUAUUGACACCAACUUCCUCUCGCAUACCGUGCGCGCCAAACUCGACCUCCAAACCGCGCUAAUGGACUGCCUCUACGCGAAGUGCACGCCCAUCAUCACUUCAUGCGUCAUGGCGGAACUCGAGAAACUCGGCCCCAAAUACCGUAUCGCGCUCCGCAUCGCCCGUGACGAGCGCUGGGAGCGGCUGAAGUGUGAUCACAACGGGACUUAUGCAGAUGAUUGUUUGGUUGAUCGCGUGCUCAAACAUAGAGUUUAUUUGGUCGGGACGAAUGAUCGCGAUUUGAAGAGGCGGAUAAGGAAGAUUCCUGGUGUGCCCAUUUUGAGUGUGGCGAGGGGAAGGUAUAUUAUUGAGAGGUUGCCUGAUGCUCCUGAUAGCAGGUGAUUGGGAUAGGGUGGGAAAGGAGGCGGUCUGCGUUUCUGCAUGCACAGCGAGGCGUUUUGGUCAUAUGGAUGGGAUUGGGGAGGUUGAAUCACCUCAAAUUUAUUCGUCAUGUGCCAGAAAUGCAAGGAGGAACAAGAUAAUGUAUGUCUAGCGAUGUCUUUCGACAUUUUCCUCAGGUCAAGUAUCACGUUAUUCGAAACACGUGAGGCGUGAAACAUUCAAAAUCUCCAUCUUAAGUCUGUUGCUAAGUCUAAAUGCGUACGGUUAAUAGACAAAUCCGAACUC
Messenger RNA from Lindgomyces ingoldianus, 1010 nucleotides. RefSeq names its product rRNA-processing protein-like protein FCF1. Gene Ontology annotation, cellular component: nucleolus; small-subunit processome. The transcript has 4 exons. Bases 135 to 725 code for a protein of 196 amino acids. NCBI's taxonomy places the organism in Eukaryota, Fungi, Ascomycota, Dothideomycetes, Pleosporales, Lindgomycetaceae. The record is from RefSeq and is a predicted model, not a curated record.